UUAGUUCCUCACCGGACCUAAUGUAGUGGUGCACAAGACGCGGGCAUGGCGUCCUUCAAUUUGAGGCAACUGUAAUUGACACUGUGGCGUUAGCUUACCUGUAUUUCUGCGGUCGUCGAACAAUUCGUCAUGAUGGUAGUUAGAGCUGCCUGUCAGGUUCUCCAACGCCGCUUGACGUCGACCGCAGCGGCUGCACGUCUGUCAACUGCAGAGGCUCUCAGCCAUCGCAAUGCAGUCUUCUCCAGAGAGCAGGCCAGGCAGCGUGGUCUGUACCCCCGUGUGGAGAAGAUUGAGGUGUCCAUGCAGGGCCCAGGGUUGGAUGGCACUCUGCUCAUCAUGAACCGAGGGAUGUCCACACCGCUUAGCUGCGCCAGGCAUCUGACAGAGCAUCAUGUGACCAACUGUGUUUUGGCCCUGGUGGAUGGAGAGCUGUGGCCUCUCCAUCAGCCGCUCACUCACUCCUGCACUCUCACGCUGCUUACGUUUAAAGACAGCGACCCCACAUUGGUCAAUGAGGCUUAUUGGCGGUCCUGCACUGCUCUCCUUGGUCAGGUGCUGGAAACGGCGUUUAAGGACGAGUUCUCCGUGCAGUUGCUCAGCACGCCAGAGGUGCCAGUUACGUCCGGAGCUUUCCUUUGUGAUGUGGUGCUGGACCCUCAGCUGGACUCUUGGACUCCCACCGAGGAGUCAUUGCGGUCUCUGACGAAAGGAGCCCAGCAGCUCAUCGUGCAGGACCUGGCCUGGGAGCCUUUGGAGGUUUCCCCCUCUGUGGCACUGGAAGUCUUCUCACACAGCAGGUACAAACAGGAAGAGGUGGAGCAGAAGGCAGCGCAGAAUCCCAAAGGGGCAGUGAUGCUUUAUAGAUGUGGGGACCAUGUCAUGUUGAGUGGGGGCCCCCUGGUGGCCAGAACUGGUCUGUGCUUCCAGUACGAGGUGACAGCUCUCCACACUUUGGGCCCAGGGUCUUGGGGCCUGCACCGCCGAGCACAGGGCCUCUCACUGCCUCUGCAGCUGCAGGCCCACCACACAGUCUGGAGGAAACUGAGGCAGCGGGCAGAGAAACUGGUGAGAACAAACAUCCCUGUUUCACACACUCGUCCAACAGAGAAAACAUCAAAGGUAAAGCGAGUCUGCCAGCUCAGGCAAUGCCGUACUGGCGAGGCGUCGCUUGGGUCUCCAUGCUGGAUGCUCGUCCAAAUUACCGCUUGUUCUAAAUCCAGCCAGCCCCUCGCCCUCGAUGCCCCCAUCACUCCAGAUUUCACAAGGUAGCUAGAGGUUAGGUCUUAACGUCGUUAUUUUUAUGGCAUUGGGUUUAUGUUUCUGGCAAAAAACUGAGAGACUCUCAUCCUUCUCAUGAAGGACAAACUGCUCCUUUCUGAAGUCAACAUCAAACACACCAAGGAUCCAAAGAACUAUUUUUAAAUCUCUCCAGACUCUCCACGAGGUGCAUCGCGACACAUUCUGACUGAAGCACCAAAGAUGCAUAAAUUCUUGCAAUUCAAACUAGGCUGAGUUAAUUUUGGAUGGAACCAUCUAGGCAAAAUAUAUUCUGCUGCAGCCUUUCUGGUAUUCACUGUGCAUCACUGACUGUAUGUGUGUGUGUGUGUGGGGGGGGGACUACUCAUUAAUAGGCACACUUGAUUUGGCAGCUGAUGACAUACGAUGCUCCGUGGCCUACAUUUCCUUUUCACAGCGCCACUGCUAUUUGGGGAAUUGAAACUGCACUUUGUUAAAGACAAACGUAUGGACUCAAGAGUUGGACGCGUGUCAAAAGUGAAUGAUAUCUGGAUCGGGUCUUAGUGGAGUUCCGACGCACGGCAGAUUAGCAUGCAGAGCCGCUGCUGCUCUGUUUUAUGGUUUAGAGGAACGUCACCCGGUAUACUGUGUGCGAUCUUGUCAUGUCCUUUUCG
Molecule: messenger RNA, 1910 nt
Organism: Dunckerocampus dactyliophorus (ringed pipefish)
Lineage: Eukaryota; Metazoa; Chordata; Actinopteri; Syngnathiformes; Syngnathidae
Gene: mrpl39
Product: mitochondrial ribosomal protein L39
Exons: 9
Coding region: 130-1269 (379 amino acids)
Cellular component (GO): mitochondrion
Molecular function (GO): nucleotide binding; RNA binding
Source: RefSeq, a predicted model, not a curated record